This is a messenger RNA of Astyanax mexicanus (Mexican tetra), 913 nucleotides long. It is a transcript of the gene acot13, whose product is annotated as acyl-CoA thioesterase 13. The record is from RefSeq and is a predicted model, not a curated record. Lineage: Eukaryota; Metazoa; Chordata; Actinopteri; Characiformes; Acestrorhamphidae. Gene Ontology annotation, molecular function: fatty acyl-CoA hydrolase activity. The transcript has 3 exons. The coding region runs from base 397 to 822 and encodes 141 amino acids.
UUUUUUCACCCUAUAUAUAAUACUCAGACCCAUUUAACGGCUUUCGAUGUUGCUAGCCGAGCACGUUGGUUGACGGAGCGGAGGUUCGGCUACUUUCUAUAAUACAAGUCCUCAUAUUUCCUUAUUGUAUUAAUAAAAAAUAAUUUACAGAGGUAUAUUAAAUAUAAAUGUAUGCAUAUCUGCGUAUUCUACACAAAAUAAAGGCGCUGUUUUAAUAUUUCAGAUUAAAACAUAAAAUGUGCCCACGUUUAAAAAAUAAUAGACAUUCAUAGAAAUAGGGACUUUAAUUUUAGGCAGGUCUUCAGUGUGAAAGAGAUUCCUGUCAGAUUUCACCUCUUUAUUUUACAAUAGUUCUGGACCUGGUUUGUUUAGUUUGUGAUAUAAAUCAAAGCUGCGAUGGCUUUUUUGUCUCUAAACACACUGAGACAGGUUUUGCGGACCAUGGUGGACACGCCGGGGUUUGACCGUGUUUUAAACAAGGUUGAACUGGUGUCAGCUACUCCUGGUAAGGUGAUCUGUGAGAUGAAGGUGGAAGAGGAGCACACAAACCGACUAGGGAUGCUGCAUGGAGGAAUGACCGCUACUCUGAUCGAUAUCAUUUCCACCACUGCACUGAUGUACACCGAGAGAGGCGCCCCAGGGGUCAGCGUGGACAUGAACAUCACGUAUAUGACUGCAGCCAAAGUUGGAGAAGAUGUUGUGAUCACAGCCCAGGUGUUAAAGGAAGGAAGAACUCUGGCAUUUACAACUGUGGAUCUGAUAAACAAAGCUAAUGGAAAACUAAUUGCCCAGGGCCGGCACACAAAGCAUCUUGGCAGCUAAUUGCAAACAUAUCUUGAAUCUCAAAAAUUGAUGUUUUGUUACACUGUGCUGUACAUAAUGUGUAGAGUUAUAAUAAAGUACCACAACAAGA